CGGGAGCCGCGGCCGCCCCGGGGCAGGUGCGGCGCCGCUCCCGCCCGAACUACAUGUCCCGGGGUGCCGCGGGGCGCGCGCGGCGCGGGCGCGGCGGCGGUGGGGGCGUAGCGAAGAUGGCGGCGGGGGCGCUGCGCCCCGCUCCGGGCUGAGCGCGGCGCGGCCCCGCGCGGCCCUCAGAGCGGCGGCGGCGAUGUCCGAGCCGGAGCACCUGGGCGGGAAGCGGGCCGAGUCGGCGCGGCUGCGGCGGGCCGAGCAGCUGCGGCGCUGGAAGGGCUCCCUGACCGAGCAGGAGCCGGUGGCGGCGGGGGGCGGCCGUGGCCGGCACCGCGGCGCGGGGGGGUCCCGCGUCCGCUUCGAGGAGGGCGCCGUGUUCCUGGCCGCCUGCUCCAGCGGCGACACCGAGGAGGUGAAGAGGCUGCUGGGCCGCGGCGCCCGCAUCAACACCACCAAUGUGGACGGGCUGACAGCCCUGCACCAGGCCUGUAUUGAUGAGAACCUGGACAUGGUGAAGUUCUUAGUGGAAAAUGGAGCCAAUGUGAACCAGCAAGACAACGAGGGCUGGACCCCUCUUCAUGCAGUGGCGUCGUGUGGCUACCUGAACAUAGCAGAGUACCUGAUCAGCCAUGGGGCCAACGUGGCUGCUGUGAACAGUGAGGGCGAGGUCCCGUCCGACAUCGCCGAGGAGGCGGCCAUGAAGGACCUGCUGCUGGAGCAAGUCAAGAAACAAGGUGUAGACCUAGAGCUGUCAAGGAAAGAAGAGGAGCAGCAGAUGCUCCAGGAUGCCCGGCAGUGGCUGAACAGUGGGAGAAUUGAGGAUAUAAAGCAGCCUCGGACAGGAGCCACAGCUCUUCAUGUUGCUGCAGCCAAGGGAUAUUCUGAAGUCAUGAGGCUCCUGAUCCAGGCUGGGUUUAAUUUGAACGUCCAGGACAAUGAUGGCUGGACUCCACUCCAUGCUGCUGCUCACUGGGGAGUGAAGGAAGCGUGUUCCAUCCUGGCUGAGGCUCUGUGUGACAUGGACAUCAGGAACAAGCUGGGCCAGACGCCCUUUGAUGUUGCUGAUGAGGGACUUGUGGAGCAUUUAGAAAUGUUGCAGAAGAAACAGACUGUGCUGCGAAGUGAGAAGGAGACAAGGAAUAAGCUGAUUGAAGCUGACAUGAAUGGGAAGCCUCAAAACAGACUCUUCACCAACAAAGAGAAGAUUCUUUAUGAGGAAGACACGUUGAAGUCCAUGGAAACUGAGGAAGAGAACAAGGACUCAAGCAGUUCUAGUUCUGAAGAGGAAGAAGCUGAAGAUGAAGUUUCAGAAUCAGAUGCUGAAAAGGAGUCAGAGAGAAAGGAAGAGCCCUUUGCCAACCACUCCAGCCGUGAAUCCAGGCCCAGCAUCACUGAGCAAAUGCCACCACCCGAGCCCAACUCCUUCACUGCAUCUGCCAGAAGAUUCAGUUGGCUCAGCAAGUCAGACGAGCAGAAGGAUGAGUCUCCUUCGUCGUGGCGGCUGGGCCUGAGGAAGACUGGCAGCCACAACAUGUUGAGUGAAGUCGCUGCCACUCGUGAGGCACAGAGGGAUAAAACUUCUUCUAUCUAUCGCUCCUCGUCCAGCCCUCGGAUAUCUGCACUGUUGGACAACAAGGAAAAGGACAGAGACAACAAGAGUUAUCUUGCCACCAUAGUCCCCAGAAGACUGAGCAGUACGAGUGAUACAGAAGAAAAAGAAAACAGGGAAUCUGCUGUGAACCUGGUGCGGAGCGGCUCCUACACGCGGCAGCCCUGGAGGGACGAGCCAAAGGGAAACGAAGCUCCCCACUCCGGUGCACCCACUACCUAUGUAUCCACCUACUUGAAAAGUGCUUCAUUUGGUAGAAGUAGUGACCUGAGCAGUCCCUACAUUUCAGCCAGUCGCAGUCCAUCUCUAGCUACCUCACCCACUGCCAUUGGCUCAUCUACCUCCCCAGGCACCCCGUGGCAACCUGUCUCUUGCUGCCCCACAUCUCUCGGUGUGAACACUCCUGCUUCAGCCCGCCACAGCACCAGAGCCCCUUUCAGGCAACAAACUGAUUCUGCUGUAGAGAAAAACACAGAGGGCAGCUGUGCCAGCACCCCUCUAGGUGUAAUCACAAACCAUGCUGUGCUCGGCGCUGCCAACGGCACCGGGAAUGCCGGGGCUGCCUCCGCCCCGGGGAAGGACCUCUCGGCUGAGGAGGCCAGGGAGCGCAGAAGGUCAUAUCUGACUCCAGUGCGGGAUGAGGAAGCAGAAUCACUGAGGAAGGCACGGUCCAGACAGGCCCGGCAGACUCGCAGGUCUACCCAGGGAGUGACCCUGACGGACCUGCAGGAGGCCGAGCGCACGUUCAGCCGCUCGCGGGCGGAGCGCCAGGCGCAGGAGCCGCCGGGCGACAGAGCCGAGGACAGCGGUGACAGAACGGAGAGCCGUCCGCGCUGGGGACGGAGCACGGACGACGAGACCGUCUAUCGGCGAUUGAGGGGCUCAGCACAGCCCGACAAACCCACGACACCUGUGUCUCCUUCCACAGCAGCACCUCUGCUCUAUACAAGCUCAUACCUGACUCGAACAAAUAAAUAUCUAGGGCUGGACUCUGUGAAUCCAGCAGAUUUCAGAGCGGCAGGCACAGAGAUGGAGAAAAAUGAGUGUGAAGAUCAGGAUUCAGAUGACAAAUCCCUGAACAAACAGUCAAUCCGGGAGCGGCGGCGGCCAAAAGAGAGACGGAGAGGCACCGGCAUCAUCUUCUCAACACAAGAUGAUGAAGAUGAAGUUGAUGGAAAUGAAGAAGUGAAGGAAACUCGGCAUGAAAGACUUUCCAGGUUGGAGGCAGCCACGAACCCCACCCCGAGUGACUCGUCCUACAGCGACCGCGCCGCCGGCCGCUCCAGUGCCUACAGCCGCAGGGAGAACCGGCUCGCCGCGCUCAGCAGCCGCGCAGAGGAGGAGAGCAACAGGGACUACAAGAAGUUAUACGAGAGUGCCCUGUCUGAAAAUCAAAAGCUGAAGUCAAAGCUGCAAGAAGCCCAGCUUGAGCUGGCUGAUAUCAAAGCAAAGUUGGAAAAAGCAGCCCAGCAGAAACAGGAGAAAACUUCUGACCGGUCCAGCAUGCUGGAGAUGGAGAAGAGGGAGAAGCGAGCCUUGGAGCGGAAACUCUCUGAAAUGGAAGAGGAAAUGAAGAUUUUGACAGAGCUGAAGUCGGACAACCAAAGGCUGAAGGAUGAGAACGGAGCCCUCAUUCGUGUCAUCAGCAAACUCUCCAAAUAGGAAUCCAGAGCAAAGGAGGGACAAGGAGGGGUGUCCUACACCAGCUGCCAACCCCCCACCGAGCCCUACCCCCUUCCUUCCCGUCACGUACAGCAAGUGUUUCAGCCGUGGGAUCAAUGUCACACCUGCCUUGCCCUGCCCUUUGCUGUACAUUCCCUUUCUACCCCUGUUUCCCCCCAACACACCCCCUGCCAUUUUUUUUUUUAAUUUAUGCAUGUUGUGGUAUCUCGGACAUUUUAUUCAAGGGAGAAAUGUGAGGACUGGGUUUGAGCUGCCAAAACUUCUUCCAAAAGCUCAGUAUUUGGUUUUGGACUCUGACCUGGAGUGGGAAGCUCCUACUGUAAAAAGUGACAUCUGAAGAACUAACCCAGCAUAUCCAAGGCCUUUACAGGUGGGAAAUGUGAACAUGGGCUGGGACUCUGAGGAUGCACAUCAGCCCACUGAGACGUGGGACUCUGGUUAAAUGUGAUGCUGUGAAAGCCACCAGAGCUCACGUUUGUCACAGGCUGAUGAGCUGUUUUGCACAGACACCUUUUCCUCUUGCCCCAGUAGACUGAAUCUUCUAUUUUAGAUAAGAUUUUGAACCUUUACAGAAACAUCAGUGCUGACACUUGGUGUCAGACCCUUACCCCUGACCCUCCCUUUCCCCCACAGCCUGGGUGAUCCUGUGUCACGUUGUGUCCUUCCAGGGCUCCUGUCUGUGGUUGGUAGCAUACAGUUGCCACCUGGACACUUGUUCCUUGGGACAGGAUAUACCCCAGGCACUUGCUGAGCUUUGUGAAGGACAAACUUGAACCCCUACAGACCCUCUGCCGCUCUCACCUGUGUGUGAGCAUCAAUCACCUUGCAGGGAGCUGUGCCAAUGCCAGAAACCAGCCUCCCCUCCCCAAAAGCCAUCUGGGACAUUCUCCCACUGCCUCCCUGAAGGCAGAGCCCCACAGCAGAGCCUGGUUGGUAUUUCAGGUACCCUCCCUUUGAUUUGCAGUAGGAUUUGUAGCCAGAGAAUGCUAGCAUCCUGUCCCACACACCUUGGAGAGGUCAGGGUGUGUCAGUGUCAGAGGGACAAGGAGCUGCUGGUAACUGAAAUCACCAUGAUGAAAGUCUUCUGACCUGUCAGAAACUUCUGAUAAGCUUUGACCUUGAAGGAAACCCCCAGAAAUACUCCUCUUCAAUACAUAUGCACUCUAAACAGUUUGGAAUUGUUCUCUCCCAUGGGCAUUUAGGCAUUGGCUCCUCUCAAACAGUACCUUCCCUCUCAGAGACAUCCAGCUGCAUCCAAAACAUUCUCCCAUCUACACCCUUCCAUAUUUGUUCUUUCAUCCCCUUUGUCCUUCAACUCCCCAUUCUCUCUCUGGCCAAGGGCAGCAGUUCUUGGUCACUGAACCUGGAGGUGGCCAUGGAGCAGCUCUACCAUGUUCCUGAGCAGCUCUGCUGGCUCUGGCUGGGGGGAACUCUCCACUACCAGAGACAUGAGAUACUUGAACAUGAGCAGAAUACUUGAGCUUGCUCAGCAGGGUAAAACUUAUCUCUAUCAGGCAAUCCUGGGCUUUUUUGAACCUUUUGCUGGUUAUUGCCUCAGAAAGCAUCUCUGUUUUCCUCUCUCUGGGGUUUUCUCUCUUUUUUUUCCCCCUGCCCUAAUUCUCCAUUUUCCCCCCUUCCCCUGCCUGUCCUGCCUGUUUCCACCUCUCUUGCUCUUCCUGGAGCUGCCAGGUCUCCCCAGGCAGCUCUGACCACAAGUUGCUCUUCAGCUGGUGGAGCCAUUUGUGCAGCUGAGGCACCGUUUCUCCUGGUACUGAGGCCCUGCCUCUGCUGCUGAGCUUUGGGAGGAAGAGACCAAAGCUGGUAAAGGCAUCAGGGUUUCUGCAGAGCACUGCCUAAGCCAGGCAUCCUUUUUAUAUUCCUUGAUUUUAACCCUGCUCUAUUUAACAGCUUUAAGUCUUGAGAUCCAGUCGAUGCUUCCCCUGCACGCCGCUCCCUCUUGGUGCACUCUUUCUGUGAGUACUUCUGCCGUUCUUGAUGUUUUCUCUCUUGGUGACCGCUCCUCGCUUCAGCCUCGGGCUCAGCUCUGCUCAGGAGGUCGGGGAUCAGGAGCCCUGUCCCUUCUGUGCCGCGUGGAGGAGGGGACACUCCCCAGCUGGGCCACCCAUCCCGGCAGGAUGAGGAGGAGAGUUCAGAAUCAAGACCCUGUCCUUCUCACGGGCAGGUUCCUGGCAGCAGGAAGAAGCCUGGUGUCUGUUUUAGGGAGAGGGUUCAACCCAAUCUGACAAAUCCAUCCCGCACUGAUGAUUUGCCCCUUCUUACCAGGACACUCACUGCGCUUUCUCGCAAGGAGCAGAGUGGAAGGGCUGUGGGAGGCUCGUUCUGAGUGGCACCUUGCAAAGCCAAACCACUUUAGCUGAAGUGUCUGCUUAGCACUGGAUUCUCUGAGCCUGGGCCCCCACAGCUCAGUGUCCCUGAUCAGCCAAAGCCGUGAGCGUCUCGUGGUGACGGCGCAGCUGCAAAUCAAAUUCUUGAGAAUGGAUUUUUUUUGUCUCACUUCUUGCCUGACAUAACCAGUGCACUGAGGAGGUGACAAACAGGACACCUCAAACCCUGUGCUUGGCACAAGGUGCAGAGCAAAUAGGUUUUUAAAAUUGAUCCCUCUUGGAACCAGAGCAUUUGCCAGACGUGGUCUCCCUUGGGGAACAUGAGCUUUUUUUUCUAAGCAAUUGCUUGGGGUGAGUUAAUUUUUAUUGCUUGGGAUGAACCCACCUGUUGUGGCUGCAAGUUUGGUGAUGGCUCUAUGUAAAUAAACUCCGGAGAAGCAGGACUGGCUGAUGAGAUGGGGAGAGAAUGUAUUUUUAUGCAACUUUUGAGUGGCCUUUCAAACCCUGAGAUGAAUGAUUUGUUUUACUGGUUGUUGUUAUAUAGUAUUAUAAGUAUUAUGUGUUUGAAAGUUUGGGAAUAAUAUUCACAGCUAUGAUGCUUGUAAACACAACAGUAUUUAUAAAUGAAUAAAGUAAGAGUUGAUAAAAUAGAA
Messenger RNA from Passer domesticus (house sparrow), 6287 nucleotides. RefSeq names its product protein phosphatase 1 regulatory subunit 12B (gene PPP1R12B). Gene Ontology annotation, biological process: signal transduction. Gene Ontology annotation, molecular function: phosphatase regulator activity; enzyme inhibitor activity; protein kinase binding. Gene Ontology annotation, cellular component: A band; Z disc; cytoplasm. The transcript is spliced from 25 exons. The record is from RefSeq and is a predicted model, not a curated record. NCBI's taxonomy places the organism in Eukaryota, Metazoa, Chordata, Aves, Passeriformes, Passeridae. The coding region runs from base 194 to 3268 and encodes 1024 amino acids.